CUUGCUAUGCUCUGAAGCUCAGCGCUGUGUUCUCUCCGAUUUCGAACUCAACGUACCGGUCGCCCCAAGCAUGGCGAGCGGCGCCCCGCCGGGAUGCUAUCUCCUGCUCGUCCUGGGACAGCCCUGCGCCCAGGAACAUAAGGAGCACAUCCUCAAGAAAGUUGAAGAAGGUCUCUUAUCAUGGGAUGUGGAAAACACAAAAUGCAAUUUAAUGGGCCUAGACACUGUAUGCUCUAAUCUAGAAUCUUCAAAAGAAACUGAAAGUGAAUUACUCAUACAAUAUUCUACAGAAAAUUUAGCGGUGGAAGUACUUUUGAAUCCUCAUGUGAGUACCCUCAAGCAAUGUUUAAAGAACCUCCUUGCAGCCAACGUAGGCCACAAACACGUCAUCCAUGCCGGUUACGCUUUCACCGGUUCUGGGUCUUGGGUUCUUCAAGACGGAAGUUUCUCUUACGACGAUUUCGUGGACACUUUACAAGACGCAGAUGUACAAAGAGCCCUGAGACGCCAUCUCGGGUACACAAUACACGUACACUGCAUUCCAGAAGGUCCGUGGGCUCAAAAAGGUGAUGAUGAAGGAGCUUUAAACAAAAUCUAUGAAUCCUUAUAUAUCAAUCCUGCCAGUCGAGUAUCUGUUGUUCCCGGAUCAGCCAUUUUAUUAAACUGUCUUGAUUCUGUUUUAAGAUUCCAGCCUCUCACUGAAAUGAUGAAAUCCUCUCCGGUUGUCGGGAAUAUUCGCUUCAACAGACCUACGCUCUAUGUAUUCCCUGGCGGUCAAGGAGACUGUGCUCUCUUCGGAGUCAGUGGUUUCACAAUGCUCAUCGAUGGAGGUUUCAACCGCAAGCCAUGUUUUUGGGAAUUCAUAAGACACCUAGAUCGUCUGGAUGCUAUUAUGAUCACACGUCUCAACGAAAACAACGUGUGUGGUAUCACAAAUGUCGUUCGUCGCAAAAUGGAAGGAAAGAGAGUGUAUCCUCAAGUUGGCUACGUGUUUUGCAAUGUAGCCGAAGGAAAACAAAGCCCAACGAGUCCGGGAUCUACUGGUCAAGACAGGGAUCCAUUACUAGUUAGUGUAAUCCAAGAAGGACGUGAAUUUAGUGAAAAUUUGCAACAGCUUGGACUUAAACCUCACCGGUGUCUUAGGGACUGUCAAGUUGAACCACUGACUCUCUUUCAUAAAGUUGGGCAUGGCACUUUAGAAAUGUACGUGCUUAGUCCUCCUAAAGACAGUAAAGAAAUGAAAAUGUUUUUUCAACAAUGGACUUCUUAUAAGGAACAUUUCAGUUCAAAAAGGUACCUCGAUGAUCGGGAAGUUCCUAUUCCUUUAUCACACGCUAUGUCAAUAUGUGCACUGCUAGUAUGGAAGCCAGCUGAUCCGGCAGAUACAAUUACCAGGGUACUACUUCCAGGCAGUGCUCCUCAAAGUAAAAUAUUUGAGGGUCUAGAACAUUUAAGACAUCUGGAAGAGCUUAAGCAUAGGACAUGCAGUCAGUUAUCUUUAGGCAUUAAAUAUGAAGAACGAGUAAAAGUGAAAACUACUAAAAAACAGGUUGUCAAAAGUGUAACAGCUAAACAAAAGGCUGAAAUUAUCCGCCCGUCUUCCCCAAUAAAGGUUAGUAAGGAAAUAGAGGAUCAAGCAAAACUACAAAGAAAAAGAGCUGAAUCUCCAAUAAAACAAAUGGGAUCACCCGUAAGAAAACUUAAAAAAACGACAAAAAAAACCGAGGAGAAAAAAAUUCUGCUGACAAAAGAUGAAGUUGCGAUAAAAAGAGCUAUAAGUAAAGAGAUAAAAUCUGUGUCGAAAAAGAUUAAAAAGCGUAGUCGAAGUAAAGAACAGCGUUUCAUUAAGGGAGAUGAGAAAAUAACUACCGGUGCUCCAGAAGGAGAAAUAAUUCCAGACGAUACUGUGAUUUCAGUAGAAAGUGAAUCGCAGCCAAUGUUAGAAAGUGAAGGGAUUAAAGAAAUCGAAUCUCCGAAAAAAGAAGAAUAUGAUGCUACUGCUGAAGAGGAAAAAAUUUUGCUUGAAACAAAAGAACGUGAAAAGGAAGUACCAAGCACUCCAGAAGAAGAGCAUAUAACUGUAGAAACUCCAGAAGAAAUAGAAAGUGAUAAAGAUGAGAAAAUCACAGAAGAAAAGAGAGAAGACGAGGUGGAUAAGUCUCCAGUACAUGAAGAGUUAAAGUCACCAAUUAAGGAUGAUGAAGAAAUAGUUAAAGUGGAGGAAAUUCCAGAACCCUCAGAUCUUAGUAAAGAAAUUUCAGAAACAAAAACGCCGACAGAAGUCGAAGCUGAAGCGAUAGAACAUAUCAAACCUGAAUCUCCCGUCCAAGCUGAGGUCGCGGAAUAUCCUGUUAUAAUUAAAGAGACCAAGCUACCUUCACCGGACAAAGAAAAGGAAGUAGAAUCUAAAACGAUGCCUGAAAAGAUUCCUAAGAAAAAAAUUGUUAGCAAACCAACGCCUUCAAGAACUAUUUCAUCCUUAUCUGAAACACCAAAAAUUCGCAGAGAGCAAGAAAUUAGAAAAACACAGGUGAGAAAAGAUAAAGCUGUGGAAAAAGAGAGCAAGGUCAAAGUAAUUUCCAGAACCACUAAGACUAUAAGCAAAACAAUGGGUGCACAAAGUCCAGUUGAAAGUACUUUACGAACGCCACCAUCAAAACCUGCAACUAAACCAAAGGAACAAAAAACGUUUCGACAACCUAAAACUUCGACCCCAAUUAAAGCAGCACAAAGAUCUGAGCCUAAACCGAUAAAAAUACCAGGCAUAACCGAGAUAAAAACAAAGAUGGCAAAGGAUGUAGUCAAUAAACGUGUGGCUGAAAGUAAAGUUACAGCGAAACAACUUGAAACUGUUAAAUCUAAAGCUCCUACAACUCUCCCGAAAAGUCCUAUAAAGAAACCAAAAGAGAAAUUACCUGUAAUGUCGCCUAAAAAGAAACCUAAAACAACAACAGCUGCUCCAACACGAGCUACUAAACCUUCCAAAGACAAAACGAAGCCAAAGCCAGUAAAACGACCAGAAAAAAUAAAAGAAAUCAUUCCGUCCGCACCCGAAGACAUUAAAGCAGAAAAACUAGAAGAGAAGGGACCAACUGUAACAGAAGAAGAAGCCAUUCCGUCCCAGGUAUCUACGCCCCUUGAAAAAUCUGAAGGGGAAGAAAUGAUUCAAAGUGUUCCAUCCAGUCCAAAGGAUGUGCAGCCUCAUAUUGAAGACAUCACAGAAGAAAUAGCAGAAAAAACUCCGUCCGAAGCAGAGGAGAAAGAAAUUGUUGCUGCAGAAGAGCAAGCCCCUAUCAUAUCAGAACCUGAGGAACUGGGAGAAAAAGCUGAGGGUGAUAAAGUUUAUGAUGAGCAAAUGAUUGUAAAAGAAAUAGAAGCUGUUGAAGCAGCAGUGGAUGAAUUAAUAGAAGGAAUGCAAGACUCUAAGAUUAAAAUCCUUCCUACCGUAGAAAAAGAAUUAGAAAUUACUCAGAAGGAAAGACAAGACAUCGAACCUCAAGAAAAGGAAGAAGUCGCAGUUCUUACUGAGGAUACUUUACGAAGAAAAAGUGAAGCAGAAACUCCUGUCGAAGUUAUAAUCGAUCUUGAAAAAUUAGAUUUAUCUAAAGUGGAUGUAAUAAAGUUGAAAGAAACUGUAGAACCUGUCAUUCGGCCUGAAUUAUCCUUUAUCAAAGAAUGUAUGAAAUCGAGAGACAUUUAUUUAGAAGAUUAUGAAACGACAAUUUUCGAAACCAUUUUAAUAAUUUUAAAACAAAAAAAUGUUUCCUUGCCUGUGGAAUCAAUUCGCGAAUAUAUAAGUGAAAAUAAAUUUGAAAUAGUUGAAAUAAUUUGCAACGAAUACAAAAAACGCCUUCAAGAAGUAGAAGAAAUUGUUCCACCAGUAGUAGAGGCUGAAGUAACACUUGAAGAAAUUACGAAACCGAAAGUCACUUACAAAGAUAUAAAGCAGCAUCUAACACCAGAAUCAACAGCUGCUAUUUCUUCACUUGUGAAUGAAAUCAGGGAAGAAAUUGACAUUGAUAACUUGGAAGAAAAAAUUGCUGAAGUGGCAUACGAAUGCCUUCAACAGAAAUCAAUAACUCCGACAAAGGAAACUUUUACAAAAUAUAUUAUUGAAUACAGAGUAGAAAUUGUGACCAUAAUUAGAAAAAGAUAUAUUGAAGAACGUGUUGAAGAAGGUGAAGAAGAACCAACACGUCCCGCAGAAAAAGAAGAGAGACCAAUCAAAGAAGUGGUUUCUCCGGAGUCAGUUAAAAAAUGCUUGACGACGAAAGGAGAAGAAGAAAUAAAUAAACUCAUAAAAGAUAUUAAACUUGAAGGGGUGUCUUAUGAUGGCCUUGAAGACACAGUUUAUGAAAUUAUUAGCUCAGGAUUACCGGAGAAGCACAUUUUUGUUAAUGAAGAAAUAAUAAUUAUGUACAUAAUUGAAUACAGAAAACAAAUUAUAACAAAAAUCAAAGAAAACUAUAUACGAGGACUCACAGAACACAAAGAGGAUGAAAUUACUGAACCAGACUUCAAACAAUAUUUAACACCAGAAUCAACAGCUGCUAUUUCUUCACUUGUGAAUGAAAUCAUGGAAGAAAUUGACAUUGAUAACUUGGAAGAAAAAAUUGCUGAAGUGGCAUACGAAUGCCUUCAAGAGAAAUCAAUAACUCCGACAAAGGAAACUUUUACAAAAUAUAUUAUUGAAUACAGAGUAGAAAUUGUGACCAUAAUUAGAAAAAGAUAUAUUGAAGAACGUGUUGAAGAAGGCGAAGAAGAACCAUCACGUCCCGCAGAAAAAGAAGAGAGACCAAUCAAAGAAGUGGUUUCUCCUGAAUCAGUUAAAAAAUGCUUGACGACAAAAGGAGAAGAAGAAAUAAAUAAACUCAUAAAAGAUAUUAAACUUGAAGGGGUGUCUUAUGAUGGCCUUGAAGACUCAGUUUAUGAAAUUAUCAGCUCAGGAUUACCGGAGAAGCACAUUUUUGUUAAUGAAGAAAUAAUAAUUAUGUACAUAAUUGAAUACAGAAAACAAAUUAUAACAAAAAUCAAAGAAAACUAUAUGCGAGGACUCACAGAACACAAAGAGGAUGAAAUUACUGAACCGGACUUCAAACAAUAUUUAACACCAGAAUCAACAGCUGCUAUUUCUUCACUUGUGAAUGAAAUCAUGGAAGAAAUUGACAUUGAUAACUUGGAAGAAAAAAUUGCUGAAGUGGCAUACGAAUGCCUUCAAGAGAAAUCAAUAACUCCGACAAAGGAAACUUUUACAAAAUAUAUUAUUGAAUACAGAGUAGAAAUUGUGACCAUAAUUAGAAAAAGAUAUAUUCAAGAACGUGUUGAAGAAGGCGAAGAAGAACCAUCACGUCCUGCAGAAAAAGAAGAGAGACCAAUCAAAGAAGUGGUUUCUCCUGAAUCAGUUAAAAAAUGCUUGACGACAAAAGGAGAAGAAGAAAUAAAUAAACUCAUAAAAGAUAUUAAACUUGAAGGGGUGUCUUAUGAUGGCCUUGAAGACUCAGUUUAUGAAAUUAUCAGCUCAGGAUUACCGGAGAAGCACACUUAUGUUACGGAAGAAAUAAUAAUUACGUACAUAAUUGAAUACAGAAAACAAAUUAUAACACAAAUCAAAGAAAACUAUAUGCGAGGACUCACAGAACACAAAGAGGAGAAAAUUACUGAACCGGACUACAAAAAAUAUCUAACACCAGAGUCUACAGCUGCAAUUUCUUCACUUGUGAAUGAAAUCAGGGAAGAAAUUGACAUUGAUAACUUGGAAGAAAAGAUUGCUGAAGUGGCAUACGAAUGCCUUCAAGAGAAAUCAAUAACUCCGACAAAGGAAACUUUUACAAAAUAUAUUAUUGAAUACAGAAUAGAAAUCGUAACCAUAAUUAGGAAGAGAUAUCUUAAAGAGCGUGCUGAAAUAGAUGAAGAAAAAAUACCAAGUCCAGCAAAAGAAGAGACAUCAAUGACAGAAGAAUUUUCUCCAGAUCUAAUAAAGAAGAUAGGAGAAGAAGAAAUAAAUAAACUUAUAGAUCAAAUUAAACACGAAGGUAUUUCAUAUGAUGAUUUGGAUGAAACAGUUUAUGAAAUCGUAAGCUCAGAAUUACAGAAGGAAAAAGUUACUAUUACAGAAGAAAUGAUAAUUUUAUACAUAAUAGAGCAUAAAACAGACAUUAUAUCUCUCGUCAAAAAGAAAUAUUUGACUUCAAUUGAAAAAGUUAAAGGCAUAGUCUCUGAAGAAUAUGAACAAGAAAAGACACCUCAUCUCGUGAAUAUUAUGGAAUGUAUGACACCAGAAGUGAAAAACGUUAUCAAUGAUCUCGCGAAAGAUAUACAAGUAGAAAAAGAGAUGUUAGAAAAUACGAUAGAAGUAAUUCUUCAGACUUUAAGUGAAAAAAUGGAAGAAAAAUCUAUUUCACUUGAAAGCAACACAAUCAUAAAAUUUGUCACGGAAAAUAAAAAAGAAAUUGCGAAUCUAGUGCAAAAAAAGCUUACAAGUGAAACAAAAGAACUUCUAACACAAGAAAUUGCGGGAACUGAAGAGAUUCUGACACCGGAACUAAUCAAAACAUAUCUAACAUCCGAAGCUAAUGAUAUAGUAACCAUAUUUAUUGAAGAGUUGAAACUAGAAGAAAUUUCAGAAACUCAAUGUGAACAAAUAACUUUACAUACUAUAUUAGAAGCAAUUAACAAGCAAAAAAUUCAACACACAUCAAAGAGUGUCUCAAAAUACAUCAUAGAAAAUCGCAUUUUUAUUUUACAACUAAUCAAAGAAAAAGCAGCUAGUCUUGUAACAAAAGAAAAAGAAAUUUCCAUACCUCAUAAAACACAUGAGGAAGAAUUUGAAAAGGAAAAGGAGCAGUUACAUGAAAGAAAGAGAGAAGCACCCUCACCCAUGGAGGAGAAGACACCCUCGCCAUUGGAGGAGCAAAAGAUACCAUCACCAGUCAAAGAGGACAAGGCCCCAUCACCAGUUAAAGAAUCUAAGGCACCGUCAAAAACUGAAGAGGAAAAGAUUCCUACACCAAUCAAGGAAGAGAAGGACCUCUCCCCAAUAGAGGAGAAAGCACCCUCGCCAGUGGAGGAUCAAAAGAUUUCAUCACCAGUUAAAGAAGAAAAGGCCCCAUCACCAGUUGUAGAAACAAAGGCUCCGUCAACGCCUGAAGAGGAAAAGAUUCCUACACCAAUAAAGGAAGAGAAGGACCUUUCCCCAACAGAGGAGAAAGCACGCUCGCCAGUGGAGGAGCAAAAGAUGCCAUCACCAGUUAAAGAAGAAAAGGAACCAUCACCAGUUGUAGAAACCAAGGCUCCGUCAACACCUAAAGAGGAAAAGAUUCCAACACCAAUCAAGGAAGAGAAGGCACCCUCCCCAAUCGAGGAGAAAGCAGCCUCGCCAGUGGAGGAGCAAAAGAUUCCAUCACCAGUUCAAGAAGAAAAGGCCCCAUCACCAAUUAUAGAAACAAAGGCUCCAUCAACACCUGGAGAGGAAAAGAUUCCUUCACCAAUCAAGGAAGAGAAGGCACCCUCUCCAAUAGAGGAGAAACCACCCUCGCCAGUGGAGGAGCAAAAGUUGCCAUCACCAGUUAAAGAAGAAAAAGCCCCAUCACCAGUUGUAGAAACCAAGGCUCCGCCAACACCUAAAGAGGAAAAGAUUUCUACACCAAUCAAGGAAGAGAAGGCACCCUCCCCAAUAGAGGAGAAAGCACCCUCGCCAGUGGAAGAGCCAAAGAUUCCAUCUCCAGUUAAAGAAGAAAAGGCCCCAUCACCAGUUGUAGAAACAAAGGCACCGUCAACACCUGAAGAGGAAAAGAUUCCUACACCAAUCAAGGAAGAGAAGGCAGCCUCCCCAAUAGAGGAGAAAGCACCCUCGCCAGUGGAAGAGCCAAAGAUUCCAUCUCCAGUUAAAGAAGAAAAGGCCCCAUCACCAGUUGUAGAAACAAAGGCACCGUCAACACCUGAAGAGGAAAAGAUUCCUACACCAAUCAAGGAAGAGAAGGCAGCCUCCCCAAUAGAGGAGAAAGCACCCUCGCCAGUGGAGGAGCAAAAGAUGUCAUCACCAGUUAAAGAAGAAAAGGCCCCAUCACCAGUUGUAGAAACAAAGACUCCGUCAACACUUAAAGAGGAAAAGAUUCCAACACCAAUCCAGGAAGAGAAGGCACCCUCCCCAAUAGAGGAGAAAGAACGCUCGCCAGUGGAGGAGAAAAAGAGGCCAUCACCAGUUAAAGAAGAAAAGGCCCCAUCACCAGUUAUAGAAACAAAGGCUCCGUCAACACCUGAAGAGGAAAAGAUUCCUACACCAAUGAAGGAAGAGAAGGCACAAUCCCCAAUAGAGGAGAAAGCAGCCUCGCCAGUGGAGGAGCAAAAGAUUCCAUCACCAGUUCAAGAAGAAAAGGCUCCAUCACCAAUUAUAGAAACAAAGGCUCCAUCAACACCUGGAGAGGAAAAGAUUCCUUCACCAAUCAAGGAAGAGAAGGCACCCUCCCCAAUAGAGGAGAAAGCACCCUCGCCAGUGGAGGAGCAAAAGUUGCCAUCACCAGUUAAAGAAGAAAAGGCCCCAUCACCAGUUGUAGAAACCAAGGCUCCGCCAACACCUAAAGAGGAAAAGAUUUCUACACCAAUCAAGGAAGAGAAGGCACCCUCCCCAAUAGAGGAGAAAGCACCUUCGCCAGUGGAAGAGCAAAAGAUUCCAUCUCCAGUUAAAGAAGAAAAGGCCCCAUCACCAGUUGUAGAAACAAAGGCACCGUCAACACCUGAAGAGGAAAAGAUUCCUACACCAAUCAAGGAAGAGAAAGCACCCUCCUUAAUGGAGGAGAAAGCAGCCUCGCCAGUGGAGGAGCAAAAGAUGUCAUCACCAGUUAAAGAAGAAAAGGCCCCAUCACCAGUUGUAGAAACAAAGACUCCGUCAACACUUAAAGAGGAAAAGAUUCCAACACCAAUCCAGGAAGAGAAGGCACCCUCCCCAAUAGAGGAGAAAGAACGCUCGCCAGUGGAGGAGAAAAAGAUGCCAUCACCAGUUAAAGAAGAAAAGGCCCCAUCACCAGUUAUAGAAACAAAGGCUCCGUCAACACCUGAAGAGGAAAAGAUUCCUACACCAAUCAAGGAAGAGAAGGCACCCUCCCCAAUAGAGGAGAAAGCAGCCUCGCCAGUGGAGGAGCAAAAGAUUCCAUCACCAGUUCAAGAAGAAAAGGCCCCAUCACCAAUUAUAGAAACAAAGGCUCCAUCAACACCUGGAGAGGAAAAGAUUCCUUCACCAAUCAAGGAAGAGAAGGCACCCUCCCCAAUAGAGGAGAAAGCACCCUCGCCAGUGGAGGAGCAAAAGUUGCCAUCACCAGUUAAAGAAGAAAAAGCCCCAUCACCAGUUGUAGAAACCAAGGCUCCGCCAACACCUAAAGAGGAAAAGAUUUCUAUACCAAUCAAGGAAGAGAAGGCACCCUCCCCAAUAGAGGAGAAAGCACCUUCGCCAGUGGAAGAGCAAAAGAUUCCAUCUCCAGUUAAAGAAGAAAAGGCCCCAUCACCAGUUGUAGAAACAAAGGCUCCGUCAACACCUGAAGAGGAAAAGAUUCCUACACCAAUCAAGGAAGAGAAAGCACCCUCCUUAAUAGAGGAGAAAGCAGCCUCGCCAGUGGAGGAGCAAAAGAUGCCAUCACCAGUUAAAGAAGAAAAGGCCCCAUCACCAGUUAGGAAGAGACUCCUAAACGAAUCAAGGAAGAGAAGGCACCCUCUCCAAUAG
Molecule: messenger RNA, 9712 nt
Organism: Argiope bruennichi
Lineage: Eukaryota; Metazoa; Arthropoda; Arachnida; Araneae; Araneidae
Gene: futsch
Product: microtubule-associated protein futsch-like
Exons: 4
Coding region: 71-9712 (3213 amino acids)
Biological process (GO): microtubule cytoskeleton organization; regulation of microtubule depolymerization; dendrite development
Cellular component (GO): neuronal cell body; dendrite; synapse
Molecular function (GO): actin binding; microtubule binding
Source: RefSeq, a predicted model, not a curated record